Molecule: messenger RNA, 2783 nt
Organism: Cynoglossus semilaevis (tongue sole)
Lineage: Eukaryota; Metazoa; Chordata; Actinopteri; Pleuronectiformes; Cynoglossidae
Gene: coro2aa
Product: coronin 2Aa
Exons: 12
Coding region: 416-1969 (517 amino acids)
Molecular function (GO): actin filament binding
Source: RefSeq, a predicted model, not a curated record
CCUUCUCCUGUCAUUCGCCUCCCUACUCUGGGAGUGUACACACUCUUGCAUUCUCCUUGUGCUUGUUCACACAUGCUCUGGUCUCCAUGCUGGACACAAACACACACACACACAAACUGCUCACACGCCUCCUCCUCUGAUUGUGUAUCUGUAUGCACAUCAAAGAAGAAGACGAAGCUACGGCGGGAUUUUUGCCCAGACAUGAUUUAGGAUUUUGACGAAGCAGUUUUGGAGGCGUUGGUGUUGCAUGUGAGCCUGAGUGGAGAGAAGAACAGAUUUUUCUUUUAAUCCUAAUUGUUUUUGAAGUUUUCUUUCUACGUUUUUGGUUGGUGCUCAGAUAUAGAAAAGUCACUUGUCUCAGACUUAAGGGACCGCUGCAACUGCCUCUGCUGAAGGUGACAACUAUCCUGACAGGAUGACAUGGCGUCCUCAGUACCGCAGCUCCAAAUUUCGCCACGUGUUUGGAAAGGCCGCCACCAAGGAGAACUGCUACGACAGCGUGCCGAUCACACGCAACGUCCAAGACAACAGCUUCUGUGCUGUCAAUCCACGUUUCCUGGCAGUCAUCACUGAAUGUGCAGGAGGAGGGGCCUUCCUGGUGCUGUCCAUCCAUCAUACAGGUAAAGUGGACCCUCACCAUCCCAGGAUCUCAGGCCAUAAAGGCAACGUGUUGGACAUCAAAUGGAAUCCCUUUAAUGACUUCUGCAUCGCCUCCGCCUCAGAGGACACACUGGUCAAAGUGUGGGAAAUCCCAUUCCCUGGUCUGCUGAAGAACCUCACCGUGCCGAUGAAAGAACUUCAGGGUCACAGUCGUAGAGUGAGUCUCAUCGAGUGGCACCCGACUGCUAACAACAUCCUGUUCAGUACGGGCUACGACUACCAGAUCAUGAUCUGGAACCUGGACUGUCCAGAACAGCUCAUCAAGAACCCGGUGAAGACCAUCAGCCACCACACAGACGUGGUCCUCUCCAUGUCCUUCAACACCGACUGCAGUCUCCUCGCCACCACCUGCAAAGACAGAAAGAUUAGACUGAUGGAGCCACGCUCUGGAAACCUGCUGCGGGAAGCCAACUGCAAGACACACAAAGCCAAUAAGGUGUUGGUGCUGGGUAACUUGAAGAUGCUCGUGACGUCAGGAACAUCGCGCUGGAAUGAGCGACAGGUGGCGUUGUGGGAUCAGGACGAUCUCUCUGUGCCUUUGAUGGAGGAGAACCUGGAUGGUUCCUCAGGAGCUCUCUUUCCUUUCUUUGACCCUGACACAAACAUGCUCUACCUUGCUGGGAAGGGCGAUGGGAACAUCAGAUACUAUGAAAUCAGCUCAGAGAAACCGUACUUCCACUACCUAACAGAGUACCGUUCGAUUGUACCUCAGAAAGGACUGGGUGUCAUGCCAAAGAGAGGCCUGGAUGUAACUUCCUGUGAGGUGUUCAGGUUCUACAAACUGGUGCCAUUCAAGGGUCUGAUUGAGCCGCUCUCCAUGAUUGUACCUCGCAGGUCAGAGUCAUACCAAGAAGACAUCUAUCCAAUGACACCUGGUUACAAACCUGCUUUGACUGCACACGAGUGGCUCAGUGGCCUCGACAAAGGCCCAGUGUUGAUGUCUCUGAAACCUGGAAGUCAAGUGGAAGAGUCGUCAUUAGAGAUGAACAAAGGACAUGGAAAUCCACUGGAGACUCGACGGUCCUUCAGCAGACCAGGAAUGCUGCAGCUAGCAUUUAUUCAGGACCAGCUGGGAACCAAAGACGGCAAUGAGGACGGGGACACGGGUCGACUGUCUGUUAGCAACGGAGAAGACCUUGCAUUCAGCUCACCUCCAAAGACGGAGAACGAGUUGCUACUCAGGUUCCACAAGCAGCAGGAGGAGAUCCGACGGCUGAGAGAGCUCCUCAGCCAGAGGGAUGUGCGCAUCAUGCACCUGGAGUUGGAGAUUAAGAAUGUCAAAAACUCCCAGUCUCAGGCUUCACUUUGAGACACGCCCAAACGGUGGAGUCGUUCUCUUCUCCUCACUGGAUAUUUUUCUGAUUAAACUUUCUGUCCAUUCUUUGGCAUGGCCACACUCUUUGUAGGGUCCAGACUCACGUCGUGCACACGGGUGAUUUAAACCCUUAAUUCAAUGGGUUUUUUUUAAACGUGGUAAUUACGUCAAUCCUACACCAGUUGCACAUAUUCCUGCUUCAUGCACAUACCUUACACUGAGAACACUGUCAUCACUAAAUGUAAAAGUCUCUGCACCUUCCCUCGCUUCUUUUGUACACUCCGUAGCUAUGCAAGUUGGAACAUUCUAGCCUUUAAUGCUUAUUGCUCAAAGAUACAGGGAUGUCGGUGCCUGUCGAUUGAAUAAUGUGACCGUUUGUCUGACGUUUUAGAGUUGUCGGCCUCCUGUGUGAUUGUAAUGAUAAUGCUUCUAUUUUGUUGUGAUUAUUUUUUAACUACUGUCAAAGAGAGAACGUGGUGUUGAGAGAAACGGUAGAGCCCAAACUCUGAGACCACACACACUCUCUCAGAGUAAAUGGACAAAACGGUCUCAGACUUUUAGCUCCGCUGUAGAUUCUCUGUGCUUGGAUGUGAAGAAAAGUUUAAAGUAAAUGACAGCAGAGUGACUGGAGCAGUUCUGAGCUUCACGUGCAUUUUUGGAACGACUGGAAAAUGCACCCAAACAUCAAUGUCUCGCAAAAUAUUUUGUGUUCGCCAAUUAUGCAUUUGAUGCCAUGUAGCAAGUUUGUAAUUUUAAUUUUUUUUUAAAUAUUUAUUUUACAAUACAAAUAAUGAAAAAUGCAUUUUAA